Solanum pennellii is the source of this 1230-nucleotide messenger RNA. RefSeq names its product protein RESISTANCE TO PHYTOPHTHORA 1, chloroplastic. Bases 165 to 875 code for a protein of 236 amino acids. Gene Ontology annotation, cellular component: chloroplast. The transcript has 4 exons. NCBI's taxonomy places the organism in Eukaryota, Viridiplantae, Streptophyta, Magnoliopsida, Solanales, Solanaceae. Gene Ontology annotation, biological process: defense response. The record is from RefSeq and is a predicted model, not a curated record.
CCACAAAUUAAAUUGACACUUCUCCUCUCUGUUAUCCUUCCCAUUUUCAAGAUUUCUCUUUUCACAGUUCAUCUUGUUAUGUUUCACAAAAACAAAAAACAAUUUGUGUACAAAAUGUUGUAGCUCUUUAUGAGACCUUAAUAAACUCAAUUUAGUACAAAAAGAUGAAUUUAGCUACUACAAUGUCAGCAUCAGUUUUAAAUUACCAAAUCUUGAAAUUUUUCCCACCACAGAAAAAUGGGUUCUUGAAAUCUCCAUUGAUUAGAGGAAAAAGUUGCAGAUUUUGUGUUUCUGCAAGUUCAAAUGAGUUGAAUAAACAAGUAAUUGAAGACCCAAAAGAGGAGAUUCAAGUAAAAAGUGAUGGGGUUAUUGUUAAUAGUACUGAGGAGGAUGAGGAAGAAAGAAAUGGGGAAAAUUCUACUUCUACAGGUCCUAGUACUGUUCUUGAUAAUAAAGAACUCAAAAAGGCUGUCCUAAAGACUGCUUCAACCUUUGCACCAAGGGCUUCCACUGCUACGAAAAACCCUGCAAAACCUGGAACUGUUUUAUACACUGUUUUUGAAGUGCAAGCCUAUGCUUCAAUGUUGAUAGGUGGAGCUCUGUCCUUCAAUCUCAUAUUUCCGUCAACUGAACCUGACAUCUGGAGACUAAUGGGAAUGUGGUCCAUAUGGAUGUUUACUAUACCUUCCCUUCGGGCUCGAGACUGCUCGAAGGAUGAGAAAGAAGCUCUCAAUUAUCUUUUUCUCCUAGUUCCCUUGCUUAAUGUUGCAAUUCCGUUCUUCUUGAAGUCAUUUGCUGUCGUUUGGUCAGCGGAUACUGUAGCAUUUCUGGGGAUGUAUGCUUGGAAGCUCGGAUGGCUACAGAAAGAGCGAUGACAAAAGAAGUGAAGGAUCAGUGGUGCUCUUGUAGCUUCAAUUACGUAGCUCAUUCAGCUGAUAUAUUCAACAAUGGCUGCUUAUGUUUCACGUCGACUCUGCUAUAUCAUGAUCCGUUUGAAAAAUGAAGCAUCUACAAGCACAGUAAGAAUAUCUCGGAUCAAGUUGCCUUACUUCCCUCCUUUUAUGUAUAGACAAUAGAUUGUGCAGAUGAAUUUUUGAAGCCCUAAGAAUACUUCUGAGAAGUGACUCUUUUAUGUUUACAUUGAAAUAAACCGCUUUAGCUCGAAGUAAACAUAAUCAGAUACAAUUUGGUUGAUUAGUUACACUUUAUAUACUUUGUAGGUCAUCUUAA